This is a messenger RNA of Ilex paraguariensis (yerba mate), 2911 nucleotides long. The record is from the annotation of a GenBank genome assembly. Lineage: Eukaryota; Viridiplantae; Streptophyta; Magnoliopsida; Aquifoliales; Aquifoliaceae.
AGAGAGCUUGCGAGUAGAGAAGAUGGCUCAAACUGUUGUUGAAUUUCUGUUGGAGGACCUGAAGCAGCUACUCGACCAUAGCUCUAAUUGCGUUCUUGCUGAAAAGGAUGCAAUCGAAACCCUUUAUGAAGAGCUCGAGUUCAUAAGGAGUUUCCUCUGUGAUUUGCAGAGUUGCAAUCAGCAUGAGGUAUUGGCAAAUUUAGUGGCAAGAAUUAAAGAUACAGCUUGCGAUGCAUUAAAUUACCUGGAUUAUUUUGCUCUCAGUGUCAUCAAUGGGAAGUAUAAAACCAUUUCUGGGCAAACUAAUGGUGUUUUUGACCAUUUCCCAAAGCUUAGAAAUUUCAGAGAAGAGAUCAAGUCUAUCAAGAAAGAGGUGAUGGUGAUUUAUAUGAAGAAGUUGUAUGGGGUUGGAGUCUCGCAACUAGGAGUAAUCUCCACCACUGAAAGUUUUUAUAGAGGGAGUACAACCAAUACUGUAGCGGAAGAUGAAAUUGUGGUGGGCUUUGACAAUGAGAUAACGGCGAUGUUGGAGAGACUUGCCGGAGAUCAGAAGCAACUGGAAGUUAUCUCGAUUGUGGGGAUGGCCGGAAUCGGUAAGACAACUUUGGCUCACAAACUUUACAAUCAUCCUUUGAUCACAUAUCAUUUCUAUGUUCGUGGAUGGACAUGUGAGUCACAAGGGUAUCAUAAGAAGGAUAUGUUGUUUGAUAUUCUAAGUUCUGUUGUCGACAGUAAGGAUGAAAUUUUAAAAAUGAGUGAAGAAGGAUUAGGAGAAGAGCUAUAUAGACGCUUAAAGGGUAAGAGAUACCUUAUUGUCCUAGAUGACAUGUGGAAUAUUGAAGCUUGGAAUGAUUUACGAAGAUCUUUUCCAAACGACAAUAAUGGAAGUAGAAUUAUGAUCACGACCCGGAAUGGUAAAUUGGCUUGGCAAAUUAAACCUGAUAGCACUCCUCUUUUUCUACAAUUUUUGACUGAAGAUGGGAGUUGGGAUCUAUUGGAACGGAAGGUAUUUCGAGAAAAAAACUGCCCUUCGGAGUUGCUGGAAAUUGGAAAGCAAAUCGCUGCAAAAUGUCAAGGAUUACCCCUUGCAAUUGUUGUUGUAGCUGGACUUCUUGCAAAGACACAUAAAACACCGGACUGGUGGAAGUCAGUUGCCAGAAAUUUAGCUUCAUAUGUCAAUCGUGAAUAUGGACUUAUGAACAUACUAGCAAUGAGCUACGAGCACUUACCUCAAUGCUUGAAGUCAUGCUUUCUCUAUUUUGGAACAUUUGAUGAAGACUUUGAAAUCCCUGUUCCGAGGUUGAUAUUGUUGUGGAUUGCUCAAGGAUUUGUGAAGGAAAUGGAGCAAAGAAGCUUGGAGGAUGUAGCGAUGGAUUACUUGAUGGAUCUAAUAGAUAGAAGUUUGGUAAUAGUUGCCAAGAAAAGUUCUAAAGGUGGAAUCAAGUCAUGUCGCAUCCAUGAUACCUUGCAUGAUCUAUGCUUGAAAAAAGCCGAGGAAAAGAAAUGGCUGCAGCAGUUUGACUGGCAUGGACGAGUUACUUCGUUUCGUUGUGCUAUCUCACAUAAUGACUGCCACUUGUGCUUUCAUUCUCAUGGUUUACAUAACAGUUUUGGGCAGCAUUGUGCUCCAACAGUCCGCUCUCUCUUCUCAUGUUUCUUAGAAGGGUUUUUAGGUCCUAAGGUGACUACCACAGCAUAUAUUUAUAAGCUUCUUAGAGUGUUAAGUUUAUGGCGUGUUUAUCUGGAAAGCUUUCCAGUUGAAAUAUUGGUGCUAGUCCAUUUGAGGUGUUUGGAACUUCGGGUUCGCCUCCUUGACAGGCUGCCUUUAAAAGUAUCCAAUUUACGGAACUUAGAAACCCUAGUUAUUUUGAAAGGGGAGUAUGGGAGAGUCACUAUACCGCAUACUCUUUGGAGUAUGGUGAAGUUGAGGCAUAUACGAAUUUCAGAGAUAGAAUUCGAAAAACCUUGUUCCAAUUAUGUCUAUCCCCCUGUAUUGAAUGCCUUGCAAAGUAUUCACGCAUUACGACUUUCUGAUUCAAUGAAGGAUGCUGAAGAUGUCUUGGAAAGGGUUCCCAAUCUUAGGAAGUUGUCAUUCGAUCGAGGUCCAUCCGACGGGGGAAAACCCAUCUUUCCUGAUCUAGCCGAGAUUUCCUACUUUAUCUCUUUGGCAUCAGAUUAUUAUCGACGAACACCCCACUGGCGGAAUACGUGGAACUCUUCUCUAGCCAAUUUACUUCUAGGUGCACCAUAUUAUCGAAGUCCUGACUGCCAGAGUUUUUGUCUCCCUGAUCUCGCCAAUUUAGUUCACCUUGAAACAUUGAAGUUGGAAGACACUGCUUGGUUUGCAGCACCACCAACCGUUCCCCAACCAAGUAAAUUUCCUCCAAAUCUGAAGAAGCUAUCUAUAACAGGUUGCAAUAUUUGUUGGAAGCAAAUCUCAAACAUUGGGAAGUUACCUAACCUCGAGGUGCUGAAAUUAGGCCGUGAUUCCUUCAAAGGGCCACUGUGGGAGACCAGUGAUGGGGAGUUCCGUCGACUCAAAUUCUUGCAACUUUCAGAGAUGGAUCUUCAACAAUGGGUCACCUCCAGUAGUCAUUUUCCCACUCUGGAGCGAUUAGUGUUGGAUAAAUGCUAUGAUCUUGAGGAGAUACCCUCUAGCUUAGGUGAUAUACCAACGCUACAGAUGAUUGAGGUGUAUCGUUCAAGUCGGUCUGCUGCAAUUUCGGCCAGGCAAAUUCAAGAAGAGCAAUUCAACAUGGGAAAUGAUUCACUCAAUAUCCUUGUCUACCCUCCAUAUAAGAAGGAGUGUCGGGAUUCAAAGGAAGGGCCUUCCACAGAUGAUAUGUGAGGUAGUUUUUUCAAAACUCUUCAAUCAUUCAUGCAUAUAUAUAUGCGUAUUGGAGGGAAGAAU